AUGGCAGGAGAAAGUAGUUUUGUGCAGCCAGCCAUUCCUAAGCUUGAUGGGCACUAUGAUCAUUGGAGCAUGCUGAUGGAGAAUUUUCUGCGAUCCAAAGAAUACUGGAGUUUGAUAGAAAUUGGGGUUCCUGCAGUAGCAGAAGGAGUGGAUCCUACAGAGGUACAGAAGAAGACAAUCGAAGAUCUAAGGCUAAAGGAUCUUAAGGCAAAGAAUUAUCUGUUUCAAGCCAUCGAUCGAUCGAUCUUGGAGACAAUUUUGAAAAAGGAUACAGCAAAAGACAUUUGGGACUCCUUGAAGCAAAAAUAUCAAGGCACGGCUCGGGUCAAACGUGCACAGUUGCAAGCUCUUCGCAAAGAGUUUGAAGUACUCCACAUGAGGGUGGAUGAGUCUGUUAAUGGGUACUUUGCUCGAACUCUCACCAUUGCCAACAAGAUGAGAGUGCACGGUGAACAGAUGGGUGAUGUGGUGGUCAUCGAGAAAAUCUUAAGAUCCAUGACUCCAAAGUUUGAUUAUGUUGUGUGCUCCAUUGAGGAAUCAAAUGAUAUAGACAGUUUGUCCAUUGACGAACUUCAAAGCAGUCUGUUGGUUCAUGAGCAAAGAAUGUGUAGGCAUACUGAGGAUGAACAAGCACUACAAGUUACGAAUGAUGGAGGACGAAGAGGAGGCCGUAGUUCUUACCGCGGAAGAGGAAGAGGACGUGGUCGAUCGGGAUUUGACAAAUCCACAGUGGAAUGCUAUCACUGUCACAGGCUUGGCCAUUUUCAAUAG
Molecule: messenger RNA, 771 nt
Organism: Pyrus x bretschneideri (Chinese white pear)
Lineage: Eukaryota; Viridiplantae; Streptophyta; Magnoliopsida; Rosales; Rosaceae
Exons: 1
Coding region: 1-771 (256 amino acids)
Source: RefSeq, a predicted model, not a curated record